This is a messenger RNA of Athene cunicularia (burrowing owl), 2555 nucleotides long. RefSeq names its product chromosome 4 C4orf19 homolog (gene PGCKA1). The transcript is spliced from 6 exons. Bases 174 to 1253 code for a protein of 359 amino acids. NCBI's taxonomy places the organism in Eukaryota, Metazoa, Chordata, Aves, Strigiformes, Strigidae. The record is from RefSeq and is a predicted model, not a curated record.
GCCAAGCUAAACCAUGGAAGAUUGUAAUCCGAAAAAAGCUACACUUCCUGAUCCACACAAAAGCUACAGGUUCUUUAAACAGGAGACAGGUUGCUAUCAUUUUGGGCUGAAGUCUGGAGGUUAUUUUGGAAUGUGAAAACUACUUGUUGCUUGGAUCCAUGACAAUCACGUAGAUGCUAUUCAUUCACUUUAAUGAUCUACACCAACAUGGAUCAAGACCUUUAAAUCAAACCUUUCAAGCAGUCAAUGGAGUACAAUCUGAAAGAUUAAAGAAAAUCCAGAUGGGGUGCAGGUGCUGCAAAAUGAUACAAAGCUAUAUUUUUGAUCCAGAAGAAGUACAAUCACCUGGAUGCAUUCAUGAAGUAAACAGCUAUAAACUUAAUGAGCAAGGCAGCAAUAAAUCCAAAGAGAACAGUGAAAUCCAAGAACAUAUAAAUGAACUCCAAAAGGAUGAGCUAGACAGAACAGAAAACAAAAAUCAGGUAAACAGCACAAAAGAAACCCUCUGGAACCACAGAGGCAAAGAUUUCCAAGAGGCUGGCCUUGUGAAGUGUGUUGCAAAGCUUGAUGUUGCAGUCAACGGUGGCAACUCCUGUGCUGGAGCGCACUCCAUGCUCAAUCCCAAUACAAGCCCAGUAAAAGAAGCCAGUGAACAGGGAACCUCCAGCCAGUCAGAAGCUUCUUCAGCCAACAAUAGACACUUUUACACCAAAACAAAUAGGUCUGGACAAGAACUUGACCUAGAGGCAGGCAGGCAGAGGAAGGCAGCCUGCAAUAAGCCAAACAGUAUUCAAGAUGAGAACUCCCAGUCUGCAGAAGACAGCAUCUUUCUCAAAGGAAGUGCAAUACUAGAGACACAAAACAAUGCCUUAAAACUGCCAGCUAUUGAUUAUCCCCAAAAUGGCAACCAAACCAGGAACUAUGUUGAAAAAGAUAGCUUUUCAGUCAAUUGUGCACAUUCAGACCAGAAUGCUGGGCCUGCAGCAAUACAGGAUCUUUGUGUAACCCCACCUUCACCUAUGAAGGAGAGCAGUAUUGAACCUUUUAAAACUGACUCUGCGAGUUUGAGUGAGGGCAUUACUGGUGGUAUCACUGCUGUGGCUGUUACCAGAGUUGCACAGGCACCCACAGACCCCAACCAUAAAGACAUCAAUGGAGAAAUUGAGGAGGAAGAUGCAGAAGUUGCAGCAGCUCUGGCUGCACUGGAAGCUGCAACUGCAGGGGAAGAUGUGGAAGAUGAUGAUGACUACUAGAUGAAGGUUACUUUCUAAUACACUGGGUAAGAUCCAGAUUUUAUUUCUGGAUCUAUAUGAACCACAUAUGUGGACAGCUGUUAUGAACAGCAUAUAUAAAAGGAGUUGGGACUAAGCCUCUGUCCCUUCAGCUGUUUUAUACAGCCUUUUAAUGUCUACCGCACGAGGUACAGAAGUGCUCCCUUGGCUAACAGUAACACUAACACUCUUUCUGUGGGGCCAGCCAGGAGCAUAAAGCAUCAUUUCACCCACACAAGAUAUUCUGCUGCAUACCCACCUCACCUGGACUCAUGCAAACGUUUCCUUUGGUUUUGACCCUCACGAGGGUCUGAGAGUACUCUAUAUUCCAGGUUUAUAAAACUUCCAGUAUUUAAAACGGAACUAUAGAAGCCAUGGAGUUAGAAACCAUAGAUUUUCACCCUGUUAGGACAAAAAAAACCCAAAAACCACUGACUCAAAGUUCUAUGAUCUAAUGAAGUAUGAAGUAGGGAAGGCAGCUUGGCUUGCACUUCACUGCAGUCAUGGUUCCAUUCCAAAUUAAGCCUAAAUCUGUGCAUGUGCAACUGGUGUUAGGUUACCUCAUUUUCUCCCUUACACCUCCCCUGGCCUUUGUUUGAUACCCCAAGUGAUCUGCUUCAGUUCAUUAAAACAGCAGAAGCCUAGCCAAAUUCAAGAGUGGUUAACUGUCUGUUGGUUUAAUGAGCUAAACUAGCUCACACAAGAAUUGCACACACUCUCAAAGGUGCCAGUGAGGGAUCAAAACUCAGCCCUACCAGUUUGGAUAGAUUAAAACUGUUGUAAAACUACACCCUGAGACCUUUCAACUCUGCUAAAUUUUCCAGGCAUACAUCGCUUGCCUUAACAAUACAGUCUGCAAACAGGUAGUGUCUCAAACAUCCCCAGCAAGAUGCAUUUUGUUUAUAUACAGGUAAGAGACAGUGUGGACCCCUCCCUGGCUCUGCUGCAGUCCUUAUACAGCAGGAAAGGGAUCAAGCUUCCAAGUUGAAUUAAGCAUAAAACUUGAAAGUAUCAGUUGCAUUCGUGGAGUGUUUACCCUUCCUCUGAUUUUCAGGCUAGACUAGUUAGCCUUUCUUGCGGGGGGGUUAAAAAAAAAAUUAAAAGGAGAUAAACCACCUUUUUGCUGCCAAUUCAUCAAAAGUUGGAUCUUAAUGGUUGACAUAGAAAGUGCUUGACAUUUUAUACUGAAAUCGUGGCUUCUGAGUUUUUGUUAUAAACUCUUAAUAAAUUUUUUUAUUCAUAUAAAAAAAUAAUCUGGUUGGUUUUGUGCUUAUAUAACAGUUA